AUGCGAAGGGGUGAGGAGCAGAGCGGCACCAAGCAGUUGCUCUGGUUUACUCGCAAACCACCUCAGAGUUCAUCAUGGCACCUCACAGCCUCCGUACCUUUUGCUGAACCAUUUUCUUCUAAUUUUGAAUAUACACCAAGAGAACUGGUUGAUAACAUUCUGGAGGACCUGGAACUUUGCGCAGUGUUGCUGGAAGCCCAGCCCAGAGGGGGACAGGGUGACGCCGGGUUUGAAUUACGGUGCAAGUUGGGAGGCAUUUAUCUUUUUGCACGAUUUUGCCAUUCACAGCCUAAAUUUCCCCUGGCAGAGUUUAAGCCCAUGCCCCCUUGUCCUAUUGCUAACUUCUACCCAAUAUCCACGUUCUUUGCGAUCCGUUACCACUGUAACCACGUGAACACAGGCGCUCCUGCAGAAAACCAGAAAAGCUCUUUGGAAGCGAACUUCAGUGGUAACUGCUGCACCAGAGGUGCUCCCGAGGCUGAUGGCCUCUCCUGGGCUGAAAAUUAUGUUGUGGAGUCUCUGGCCGGUCCCACGAGCAGCCUGCCAGCUCCACCAGCCAAACCAAACGUCCGCAUGAGCCCUCAGGGAGGAGGACGAACCAUUUUUAUGGCAGCUGUAAAAGGUCAGACGUUUGUAAGCUACCAAGUAUAUUUUGCAGAGGAACAGAUAAGUUUUAUUGUUCUGGAAUGCUUCCUGCUCUUCCUCUUCUCCCCCAUAAAUUAUAGUUAUGCCAGAAUUUUCUCUCAUCUAUUUUUUCAGUCACAGAAUCACAGAAUUGACAGGGUUGGAAAAGACCUCAGAGAUCAUCAAGUCCAACCCUUAUCAAGUCUUUCAUCUUGUCAUCAAGUCUUGAUGAUGAUCAUCUUGAUCAUCAAGUCUUUCCAUAUUACAAAAAUUAUUUGCAAGCUUUUUACACGUCAGUUUGAAAAAGACAACCUUCCCUGCUCUCCAUUGCUGCUAUAUGUACUUACACACCAUAACGUUAAGAUCCCAUUCACGUUCUUCAGCGACAUCAUUUGGAGGGGAUGGGAUGAUGAUGAAAACUGUAAGAAACAGGCAGCUCUGGUUAAGGAACUAUUUAAAAAAACACUGGAAACAUAUGAAAUCAUGUGCUUGGAACUGAUUCAUUAUCAAAGCAGCAUUAAAGAAGGGCCAGCAGCUGGAAAAGCUGAUGAAUACUGGAAAAUGUCCUGUGCUAUACAAACUGCUGAAGAUACAGGGGACCUACAUCUCCGAUGUCUCCCUACACUCCUGGGUACCACCUACUACGUGUCUUUUCAGGACUGGACCUUCAACUUCUCGUUUGCCUUCUGUAGAACUGUUCUUAAAUUUGAAACUUUACUUUUUGCCUCUUUCCCCCCCAGUUUGCUCAAAUGUAGGAAGCGGUGCUCGCUGUUUCCCGUGUGGGUGAAAGGUUUUUCUAUGGACGCUCCAUUUCAGCAAUGCGAUAAUUUGAACUUGGCUUUAGAAAGGCAGCACCGUGGAAAUGAAGCGGCCGCUUUCCCAGGAGAAUACGAGGCUGUAAACUUACCCCUGUUAACUAAAUACAUUGUUAUUGGACUUUACUCACAAGCAGUCCUGGUUAAUGGUUCUCAGCAUAUGUUCUUAAACCAACAUGAAAUCAGGUUUAAUCUUUGUGUGCGUGAACAGGGCACUGGUGUUGAGCUGUACCCGAGAAGCACCGACACCAUAGAGAGUUACAAAAUUAAUCACUGCAAUAGUACCAGAACCAGCAAGACCUCCCAUCAUAGCCUGGGUGGCAUUAAUGUUUUUCGGUCUUUUUCAGCUUUACAGGUACAAAUCAGAAUCCUUUUUGUAAAUUAACCUGAGAAAGAGCAACUUCAUGCUAAACAGGGAGUUUCUUUAGCUAGGAUUUAACAUCAAAGUACCCCUGGUAAAACCAUUUUUAGGCAGUAUCAUAGAAUAUUAUCCAUAUACUGGAUAAUCCCUGGUAUCCUAG
Molecule: messenger RNA, 1960 nt
Organism: Columba livia (rock pigeon)
Lineage: Eukaryota; Metazoa; Chordata; Aves; Columbiformes; Columbidae
Gene: SHCBP1L
Product: SHC binding and spindle associated 1 like
Source: RefSeq, a predicted model, not a curated record